UUUUCAUAUAAUUUAUUUAAUAAUGGGAAUUACAACCUUUUCACAGAAUAAAUGGGGAGGUCGUUCAGACUUCUCUCGACCUAGUGUGUCAUCUAGUACAACAACAACAACAACGAUGGUAGAAGCAGCAAAGGAAGAAGAGACAGUACAAAUAAGUCAACCUCGUUUUAGUGUGUUUGGAAAGAAGGCUAAAUUCAAUAGCAUCAAUCAAAAUAGCCUAUUGUUGGAUAAAGAGAGUAGUAAGAAUACAGCACCCAAGAUCCAAAAGUUUGAAAUUCAUCCUUCCACCAUUUCGGCUGCUAAUAUUAAACAACAACAAGACGAUUUGAAACCUGUGUUGCAUUCGAAAAGUAAAAAAUCCGUAUCCUUUGAUCCUAUCUUUCUUGAAAGAGUUUGUCUCUUUAGAGAGACUCAAGCUCCUCAAGAACUAAAGGAAGCUCAUGACAAGAGGUUAGAAAAUCCUCCUUUUCGUCUGCUCUGUCCAAACUGGCCUGGUUCAGAGAAUGAUUCAAAUAUUUUAUUGAAUAAGAAAUCAUUUACAAUUACACAUGAUAAUCAAUCCAUCAAAGGUAAGCUCUCCAUUCGUAAUUUGGCUUUGGAUAAGUCCGUUUCUAUACGUUAUACUUUGGAUGGUUGGACUUCUGUUACGGAUGUUGAUGCCGUCUUUUUUGGUCCAAAUCCAAAAAAUGUCGCCUUUGAUAUUUACGAAUUCUCAAUGGAUUUGGGUUUUGGUCACUUAUCCGAUCAUGGCGAAAUGCGUGGAAAACUAGAAUUUUUAAUCAGGUUUUCGGCGGGUGACAUGGACUAUAUGGAUAAUAAUCAUGGCCGCAAUUACCAAAUCAAGAUUAUCGCUGAUCCGUUAAAUGAUCCUUGGGCAUCCGAAAAGCAAUUAGAAAAGAUCCCUGACCAUCACCAUCAAUAUCCCGAUAAUAAUAGUACAGAUGAUGAUGAUGAUGAUACGGAGGAAGAGGAAGAAAUAGAGGAAGAAGAAGAGGAAAAGCAUAAUCAGUUUACCAAUGCUCUCAAGGGUUAUAAACAUGCUAAACCAUUUCACCUUAAUAAGCGUCAACCAUGGCUUGGUACAAGGUAUGAUUUUGGUCAGUCACUGUCAUUAGCCAAGAGAGCUCCCUAUGAAUCUUGGUCACAUACAGUCAAACCAGACCCUACCUUUAUUAACGAUUACUUCCUGGCGAAGCCGAUAUCUAUACAGCCUAGCAACACUGAUAAUUCAACUAAAACUGUCAAUGUGCCCCCUACACCACCUAAAGUAACAUCCACCACAAGUACACCUACCAUUCCAAGCUUUAAACCUACCUAUACCACCUUUUCUUCCUCUUCUGCACCACCCAGUCCACGCACCUCACCUACAUUAUCUUCAUCCACUCUACCUCUACCCAGACCUGCUUACCACCAAUCACAAAGCACUUCAGCAGUGAUAGAUACCUUGCCAUCCUCCACUUCUCCCUUGGACAUUCAUUCUAGCGAUUAUUUGUAUCUUGUAAAUAAGUAUUGUUUCUACAAUGGUGAUAAUUCUAAAAAAGAUGAUUCCGUCAACAGUGUAUAAAUCAGUUUUUUUUUUUAUAUAUUUUAAUUACAUAUAAUUCCAUCUUUUUUUAUUUUUUUAUUUAUACCCCUCCUCUUUAUUAAACGCACAAAAAUAAAAAAAAUUAUUAUUUUGGCCCAUAUAAA
Mucor mucedo is the source of this 1689-nucleotide messenger RNA. RefSeq names its product putative phosphatase regulatory subunit-domain-containing protein. Bases 23 to 1564 code for a protein of 513 amino acids. Gene Ontology annotation, molecular function: protein phosphatase 1 binding; glycogen binding. The transcript has a single exon. Lineage: Eukaryota; Fungi; Mucoromycota; Mucoromycetes; Mucorales; Mucoraceae. The record is from RefSeq and is a predicted model, not a curated record. Gene Ontology annotation, biological process: regulation of glycogen biosynthetic process. Gene Ontology annotation, cellular component: protein phosphatase type 1 complex.